This is a messenger RNA of Cyclopterus lumpus (lumpfish), 2904 nucleotides long. Its product is annotated as serine/threonine-protein kinase 26-like. Gene Ontology annotation, biological process: protein phosphorylation. Lineage: Eukaryota; Metazoa; Chordata; Actinopteri; Perciformes; Cyclopteridae. The transcript has 12 exons. Gene Ontology annotation, molecular function: protein kinase activity; ATP binding. The record is from RefSeq and is a predicted model, not a curated record. Bases 273 to 1208 code for a protein of 311 amino acids.
CAGGAAUAUCAUGCGCGUCUAGUUCUCAGAUUGAUCCGGAGGAGUUGUUCACUAAAUUGGAUCGCAUUGGAAAAGGAUCCUUUGGAGAGGUGUUCAAAGGUAUUGAUAACCGGACCCAGAGCGUUGUGGCCAUAAAGACGAUCGAUCUGGAGGAGGCGGAGGACGAGAUCGAGGACAUCCAGCAGGAGAUCACGGUGCUGAGUCAGUGUGACAGCCCGUACAUCACCAAGUACUUCGGCUCCUAUCUGAAGGGCAGUAAGCUCUGGAUCAUCAUGGAGUACCUGGGUGGAGGUUCAGCGCUCGACUUGCUUCGGGCGGGUCCCUUUGAUGAGUCCCAGAUCGCCACCAUGCUGAAGGAGAUCCUGAAGGGUCUGGACUACCUGCACUCUGAGAAGAAGAUCCACAGAGACAUUAAAGCCGCCAACGUGCUGCUGUCGGAGCACGGCCAGGUGAAGCUGGCGGACUUCGGCGUGGCCGGCCAGCUGACGGACACGCAGAUCAAGAGGGAGACCUUCGUGGGAACGCCCUUCUGGAUGGCGCCCGAGGUCAUCCAGCAGUCCGCCUACGACUCCAAGGCCGAUAUUUGGUCGCUGGGCAUCACGGCCAUCGAGCUCGCCAAGGGCGAACCCCCGAACUCGGACAUGCAUCCGAUGAGAGUUCUGUUCCACAUCCCCAAGUCUCCUCCUCCGACGCUGAGCGGAGAGUUCUCCAAGAGCUUCAAGGAGUUCACCGAGGCGUGCCUCAACAAGGACCCGACCUUCCGUCCAACAGCCAAAGAGCUCCUCAAACACAAGUUCAUCGUCAAACACUGUAAGAAGACGUCCUACCUCAGCGAGUUGAUUGACAGGUACAGGCGUAGGAAGGAGGAGGGGCAUAGCGGCAGCAGCUCUGACGACUCAGACAGUGAGUCCAGUAAUAAGGAGAACAGCGACUCACCUGAGUGGUCUUUCACCGUCCGUAAGAAGAAGCCGGCGGAAGGAAGGAAAGUCCUCAAUGGAACGGGUCAGGAUCAGCUGAGUAAAUCUGCCAGUCUGACCACAGUCAUCUCUCCUGUCUUCACUGAGUUGAAGCAGCAGCACAAGGAGCACUCCGAGCAACGAUUGGCCAUCGAGGAGCUUGAACGCAACAUCCGAUUGGCCGAGGAGGUCUGUCCAGGCAUCACGGACAGGAUGGUCACACACAUCCUCGCCAGAUUCACAACCAACUGAGGGGUUUCUAAAAUGUUUUUUGGGGGGGGGAAAGGAAGUGCACGUUAAGUGAAGAGAGACUGUGUCUCCGUACGGUGACGCUGCUGGACGAUUCGGAAAACAGGAGAUUUGCUGUGCGAUGUCUCCUCGCUGUACACACACACAGACACACACACACACACUCACACACACACUACUAAUGUAAUAUAUACACUAGAUAUUAUAAAUACAUAUAUAUAUAUAUAAAUAUUCACAGCUGCAGGUUGAAGACCUUUUUUUAAAAAUUCGCAGACUUUCUUUUUUUAAUCAACUGGUUUAAAAUUUAGAAAAAACAAUCUUGAGGUCUGAUUUGUGCUUUCGUUUCAUGAACUUCUCUUUUUUUUUUCUUUUGGCUCGGAUGCAAAUUGAAGUCCCCAUUUGAGAGCAGGCAACUGGUGUUUGAACUGGUUUAAAAUGACCAUCAUGUGCCUUGAUUAUUUAUGCAGUCAGUCAUUUUUCUAAAAGUACACAGAAACAUACACAGAUAAAUAUAUAGCAGAGGGUUUUCGUUCGUUAGCAGUGGUAUGUUGUUGUUGUUUGUUUUUUUGUCAUGACUCAUCUUGACGUUGUAGAUGUUUAUAUGUUUGUCCAGUAGCACUUGAGACAGAUUAUAUGCCAAUAUUACAUAUUUUUUGUUGUCUUCAGUAAUGCUUUAAAUUACGGUUCUCUUAUCCCAGAAUUCAGUUGUGUUUUUUAGGGUUCGAUGCUCUUUAAAUGUCUCACCAAGGUUUAUCUCUACUGAUUGUUUUGUGUGGUGAUUAUUUUGAACAUCCAAGGUGGAAACGCACUUGAGGAAUCUGAACUUUCCCCGGUGAAAAACCUGUUAAAACAAAAUCAAUUUUAAGAAUUCAGACCCAUUAUUGGGAGCUACCAGCUGGCUAGUAGCUUGCUAACUGUUUCUAAAGUAACUAGCUAAAUUCAUCUUUAUAAAUAUGUGGAAGAUGCUCAAGUUUGUUAAUUAAACUGCAAAAACCACAAUCUAUAACUCCAGACACAUUUAAACUCAUUUUUGGGGGCUUCCAGGCUAGCUAGGAAGCUAGUAGCUUGCUAACAAGUGAGGUAGCUUGCUAACAAGUAAGCUAGCUUGCUAGCUAACUAUUGUUUCCAGAGUAACAAGCUUUUAGUUUUAUUAAGCUAGUUCAGUGCCAACUUAAAUGUUCAAAACAACAUAAAUGAAUGAAUGGUUUAAUUUGUAAAUGUUGGUUAAGAUUAGAUUCUGGGAUGUUCAGAAAGUGUCUGGUUGGAAUAAGAUUUCAGUGGAAAUAAAAGAAAAAAAGGAACAUUUUCAAGGAUCUGCGAGUAAGACACAACCACGUGCUCAAGAAAAGACGGUUUCCUUUCUCUAGAUGCAUCAAGUUUGGGAAAAACAUUGAGAGCUGAAAGUUUAUUAACAAAAUGCUCCCCACGUUGUUUUUAAUAGAGGAAAGUAGCACAGGAAGGGAGCUGUAAUCAAGGAUAUUACUGAUCGUUUGUACCAAAGACACUAUAAAACUUGGUCAUUGUAUAUUUUUGUCUUUUUAUAUAUCAUAAGGGAUGUGAACAUGUAUGUUGAGGGGGGGGGGUGUAAAAUGAAAGAUGUAAGAUUUACACAAGUGUACUCUUUUUUUUCUUUUCUUUUUUUCGUUCUUUUUUUUGUAGCGGGAGUUUUAUGAAUAAAUAUUUAAGUUUGAUUGAGAAA